This is a messenger RNA of Osmia bicornis bicornis, 2442 nucleotides long. RefSeq lists its product as uncharacterized. NCBI's taxonomy places the organism in Eukaryota, Metazoa, Arthropoda, Insecta, Hymenoptera, Megachilidae. Bases 1 to 2442 code for a protein of 813 amino acids. Gene Ontology annotation, molecular function: RNA-DNA hybrid ribonuclease activity; nucleic acid binding. The record is from RefSeq and is a predicted model, not a curated record. The transcript has a single exon.
AUGGGUAAGGGAAUGAAGGAAUGUAUGUUAGAUUUAUAUAAUUUGAUCUGGAAAAGCGGAUGUAUCCUCAAAGCUUGGAAGAGGGUGGUAAUAAAGUUUCUGGAAAAACCGGGGAAAAAGGCUUUGAGACCCAUAUCGUUGAUUAGCUGUUUAGGAAAAAUAUUGGAAAGACUAGUUAAGAAUAGAUUGGGGGAAUGGGCGGAUACAGAAGAAAUUGUGGACCACCGACAAAGUGGUUUUACUAAGGGCAGAUCUACUAUGGAUAAUCUGGUAGCAUUAACCAUAGAUAUUAAAAGGGGUUUCAGAGAGAAAAAAGAUACAUGUGGAGUUUUUGUAGAUGUUAAAUCGGCCUAUGAUCAUGUCAAUCAUACUAAAUUGAUAGAACUCUUGAAGAGAAGGAUGUGUCCCAUAAUGUUAACCAAUUUUUUAUCUAAUUGGUUGAAGGAUAGGUCAGCUUUGUGUAGUAGGAAGUUUAGAGAUGCGAUUCAUGGACGGGUUAAGAGAGGUCUCCCACAGGGAUCGGUUCUUAGCCCUUUAUUGUAUAAUAUUUAUACCUCCGAAAUAUGCAGAGGUAUGGAACAGGAGAGGGUUAAGGUUCUGCUUUAUGCGGAUGAUAUUGUGGUUUACAUAACAGGAGAUAACAUAAGUAAUAUGAAAGGAAAAAUCAAAGGGGCAGUAGAUAUUUUAUUAAACAAUCUAAAAGAAUUGGGGUUGAGCUUGGCAGAGGAUAAAUCAAAAGUAGUUAUUUUCACAAGGUCUAGAGAUAAAAAGAGGAUGGAAGGAGAGUUUAGGAUAGGUCGGGAGUGGAUUAAAAGUGAGGAACAAGUUACCUUUCUGGGAAUGAUCUUGGAUAGGGCUUUAAAUUACAGAAAACACAUAGAGAUGGUAAAAGAUAGAGUUAGAAAGAAGCUGGAUAUUCUAAGGUUCAUAGUGGGUAUUAAGAAAGGGGUUAAACCAGGAACAAUGUUGAUAUUUUUUAAAGGAUUGAUAAGAUCAGUAAUUGAAUACGGUUUGUUUGUUUAUUUUUGGGAUAAUAUAAAGUCACUGAAAAAGAUUAUGAGGUUACACAAUGCGGGAAUCCGCAUUGCUAUGGGAUAUAGAAUAACUACACCAAUAAAUGUCAUGAAUACCGAGGCUGGCAUAAUGGACUUGGAGUCCAGAGCCGAGGCCCUAUUAGAGAGGUUUGUAAUGAGGCAGAGAACAAAGGGAAAAGGGGUAGUCUAUGAUUCCCUUAUGAGAUCGCUGGUGGUAAGAGACGAGGUAGGGACAGAGGAAUGGGAUCCAUGGACGAGAGCGUGGUGCAAAGCAGAAGGAAUAGCGGGAAGAAUCUUGAAUGAAAGGGUAGAUAGGGAUUUGAGUAAUAAGGAACGAGAUUUCUUAGAAAAUGGGGGAAUGUUAGUGGACUGGGAAUCAGGAAAGGAUAGGAAAACGGCCACGUUCUCCGACUCCCGCCUAUCCGAAAAAGUCAAAGAAAGACUGUGGCCGGGAAUAAACAACGAAGAGGUAAUUGAAAUUUUUACGGAUGGGUCAAAAAAGGACUUUAAUGAGGUUGUUGGUGCGGGAUUGGUAUACCGAGUUGGGGAGGGGGAAUGGCAUGAGGAGUCAUGGUCUUUAAACAAAAUUACUUCGGUUUUUUCAGCAGAAGCUUUUGCAAUUUUACAGGCAGUUAAAAAAGCAAGGGCAAAUUGGGGUAGGAGCAGAAUAGUAAUCCUGACGGACUCUGCUAGCGUUUUAAAAAAACUAAUGGGGUAUACUAGAAGGAUGGGCAAUAACCCGUGGAUAAAGAAAAUUGUAAGUGAAAUGAUGAACUUGGAACUGGAGUAUAAAAGGACGGAAAACCGACACCCGGACCUACCUUGCCCAGGUAACAGGCUGGGAUUUGCAUGGAUCCCCAGCCAUGAGGGCAUCGAAGGGAAUGAGAGAGCCGAUACGAUAGCGGGUGAGGCCACUUAUGGGGAGGAGACAUAUGAACAUGGAAUAGUGGAAAAGGAUGCAAUGAACUAUAUAAUGAAUAGCGCGUGGGUUAGAAACUUUGAUAGAGCAAAAAGAAAGGGGGAAUUUAAGGGAAUAAAGUAUUUUAGGAUGGAAAAAAAUAAUGUAGGAUCAAAAAAACCGUGGUUUGAUGGGAUAAACGGCUUAGGAAGGGGAGACCUAGUUAAAUUAAGCAGGAUUAGGGCUAAUCAUUUUAAUUUGGGAGAAUCAUUAUUUAGGAAAAAUCUUACAAAUACAAAGGGAUGUAAAUGCGGUGCUGCAUUGGAGUCUAUUGAACAUGUCAUAUGGGAAUGUGACAGGUUUUGGGAAAAUAGAGAGGAACUAGAUAGUUUCCUAAUAUCAAAAGGUUUUCCGGAGGGAGCAGGUGUAAUAGAAAUGCUAAUGGAGGGCGACCUAGGAGUAAUCAAACGCAUUGCCAGGUUCCUAAACAAACUGGGAAAAGUUAUCUAA